AUAUGUAUAAAGGGCAGCCCACUGGAGCAACACCUACAGUUUUAUCUUCUUCAAACCAAAUGGCGGUAGUAAUCCGUAGCGCUUGCUUCCUUGCCGGUCCAUAUUGUGUCACUUCUCCACCGUCCGAUCUCGUCAUCUCCGGCAAUCUUCAUCUUCCCGGGAAAUUGGAUUCACUUUUGUUUAAAGUGGAAAGGUUUGCAACAUCAUUUGGAGAUGCCUCCAGUGUACCAUCUCCUUUUCGCCACAAGUUAGCAAAGACCGAAGGUGUACAUCUGAGGCCUGCAGUGCAAGGAGAAGUCAUUCAAAUAUCAGGUAUGAUGGGUGAUUUAAAAUUGAGAUCCUCGGCAAUGGCAUUUUUUGUUAAUGCCUUGAUGUGGACUACCCCUUUUGAAGCUUUAGCUGAAACAUGUGAGGCUGACAAUUCUUUCUUCAACAUGCCUUUGCUACUAUUUGUGGCUCUCAUAGGAGCUACUGUUGGAGGAUUGCUUGCACGACAGAGGAGAGGGGAGUUGGAACGGCUGAAUGAACAAUUGCGCCAAAUCAAUGCAGCUCUAAGGAGGCAGGCUAAAAUUGAGUCCUACGCCCCCAGCUUGAGUUAUGCUCCUAUUGGUAGUAGAAUUGCAGAGAAUGAAGUGAUUGUUGAUCCAAGAAAGCAGGAAUUGAUUUCUCGGUUAAAAACUGGAAAGAAUUUUUUGAGGAAUCAAGAUCCAGAGAAGGCAUUUGUAGAGUUUAAGACAGCUCUUGAGCUUGCUCAGAGUCUAAAGGAUUCAAUAGAGGAGAAGAAGGCUGCAAGAGGUUUAGGGGCCUCACUGCAAAGGCAGGGAAAGUAUCGUGAAGCCAUUAAAUAUCACUCAUUGGUUCUUGCGAUCUCUGAACGAGAAGGAGAGAACUCUGGGAACACAGAGGCUUACGGGGCAAUAGCAGAUUGUUAUACUGAACUUGGAGACCUUGAGCGUGCUGGCAAAUUCUAUGACAAGUACAUUGCAAGGUUGGAAACAGACUGAGGGGUUUACACGUCCUGAUCAUUUUAUCUUUAUCAGUAGGGUAGAUCAUCAUAGAGGCUCUGCAUGCAGAUGAGUUAGUUCUUUCUUUUUUUUUUUCAUCACAAGUUUGUAACCAAGUUAACCACCCAAUGCAGAAUGACACCUCUAGUUAAUUUAUUUGGUAUUAUUAAUUUGUUUUUCAUCGGUCACUGUUUAAUCUGCUAUAAUAGAUUUAGCAACCACUUGCUCAUA
This is a messenger RNA of Hevea brasiliensis (rubber tree), 1235 nucleotides long. Its product is annotated as protein FLUORESCENT IN BLUE LIGHT, chloroplastic. The record is from RefSeq and is a predicted model, not a curated record. Gene Ontology annotation, biological process: chlorophyll biosynthetic process. Gene Ontology annotation, molecular function: protein binding. The transcript has 5 exons. NCBI's taxonomy places the organism in Eukaryota, Viridiplantae, Streptophyta, Magnoliopsida, Malpighiales, Euphorbiaceae. Bases 3 to 1004 code for a protein of 333 amino acids.